Pan troglodytes (chimpanzee) is the source of this 11042-nucleotide messenger RNA. It is a transcript of the gene CRB1, whose product is annotated as crumbs cell polarity complex component 1. The transcript has 14 exons. Lineage: Eukaryota; Metazoa; Chordata; Mammalia; Primates; Hominidae. Gene Ontology annotation, biological process: establishment or maintenance of epithelial cell apical/basal polarity; heterophilic cell-cell adhesion. The coding region runs from base 6318 to 10466 and encodes 1382 amino acids. The record is from RefSeq and is a predicted model, not a curated record. Gene Ontology annotation, molecular function: calcium ion binding. Gene Ontology annotation, cellular component: plasma membrane; protein-containing complex.
GAUGAUAUCUCAUAGUGGUUUUGAUUUGCAUUUCUCUGAUGGCCAGUGAUGAUGAGCAUUUUUUCAUGUGUUUUAAAUUUCUACUUGUGUUAUCCAACUAGAUCACUGAAUUUCCUUCAUAUUUUCUUGUAUCAAAACUGUCUUGCUACAGAUCCAGAAGUCAGUUGUAUCUCCAGGUAAGAAGAGAGUGAUAGACUUCAGAACUAAAGUGAAGUGAUUUAUCAUUGAGACCCCAUUUAUCCGAUAUUGGAACUCCAGGCUUUUAGGAACUGAUCUGUCUGGUAACCAAGUUGAUAUGGUUUGGCUGUGUCCCCACCCAAAUAUCAUCUUGAACUGUAGCUCCGAUAAUUCCCACAUGUUGUCGGAGGGGCCUGGUGGGAGAUAAUUGAAUCAUAGAGGCAGUUCCCCCAUACUGUUCUCAUGGUAGUGAAUAAGUCUCACAAGAUCUGAUGGUUUCAUAAGGGGGAACCUCCUUCACUUGGUCCUCAUUUCUCUCUCGUCAGCCACCAUGUAAGACGUCCCUUUUGCCUUCUGCCAUGAUUGUGAGGCCUCCCCAGGCAUGGGAAAUUGUGAGUCCAUUAAACCUCUUUUUCUUUAUAAAUUACCCAGUCUCAGUUAUGUCUUUACCAGCAGCAUGAAAACGGACUAAUACGCAAGUCUCCUCCUUGAUUGACUUCCUCUCUUUAUUCUCUAGUCCUAUUAGGUGAGUUUGUUCUUAUUAUCUUGUUCUUGCUAUAUUGGGCUUUUCUAAUCCUGAGCUCUAGUUUUCCUAUGACUGGGCCACUGAAUCUUGUGGCAUGGGUCAUCUGAAACGCCAUCAACUGCUUGCCAUAAUCUCAAUUCUGUCCCGUGUUUGCACCUUGUCCAACACUCCUGAUAUCCAUGCUGUAAUCCUUCCCCUUCUAAUGAUUUUCUUCGUGUUGAUUAUCUGCUCCUAAUUGUUCCUUUCUAGACUUGAAAAAUAUUAAAUUGUGCUAUUAUACAUAUAUUAGUUGUCUUUGGGAGUUAGAGUCCACAAGAUUUUUUGGUUAAUUGAAUGUGUUAGGAAAAGAUGAGGAAGGAUCCACGAUGAACCUGAGGAUUCUGGCUUGAUCAAUUGUAUGGCCAGUACUUCCAUCAACUUUCUAGCUGAGGUAUGGAGUAUGGCAGGAGGAAAAGUACUGCAUGGGAGUGCAGGAUGAAAGAUGACCAGUAGCGUUGCUAUGUUUGCAAGUUGAGUUAGAAUGGAGAUGUCAGAUAGUGUGAUAGCCUUCAUGCUGAGGAAAGAGGGAUGUGCUAGAGAUUACAACUUGGGGGAUAUCAAUCUAUACGUAGCAAGUAGAGAUCUGAUGAUUGAGGAUCACCCAGGUGAGAGUCCACAGGGAAAAGGGAAGAGGGCCCCUAAGGUCCAGUCAUUUUAAAUGACAACUGAGAAAAGAGAAUUCACAAAGGAGCCUAUAGAACUUAGAGGGGAAAAGAAAAAAGUCAGAAAAGUAUGAAGCUAUAAAAAAGAAUAGCUUUUAAGAGAUAGAGAGAUAAGAUAAUUCAAAUAUCAAGACUUCAAGUAAGAAAAUGACUCCAAAUGUGUUAUUACUGGGGACCCUGGCCAGUAGGUUCAUGGGGUGGUGAGGACAGUAGCCAGAUGGCAGUUGGCUGUGCACUGAGUGGAAACUGAGUGAGAAUAGAUGGUGAACAUAGACAACUGUUCUGAUAAGUCUGGCUGUAAAGAGGGGAAGGCAGAUACUACAGGAGCCAUAGGGAAAUAAAGGAGAGAUAAAGAGGGUUAUGUUAUGUACUUUGCUUCUUUUCUUUUGUUCUAUUUUUAGCAAAAAUGUGAACAUGCUUACAUACUUACAGAGAAAAGAGAAAUUGCAGAUGGAAAAUAAAGAGAGGCAAGACCCUACAGGGAAGUAAAAGAAUCUUAUUCUGAGCACGCUGAAAUUUUAUCCUUGGAUAAAGAGACAAAACCUAGUAGCCUGGUUAGUAGGAGGAAAACAGGAAUAGAUGUAUAUGGAUGUAGAUAAGUCUAUAUCACUGGUACAGGGAAAUUAAAGAAGGUACCUCUAACAGGUUCUAUUUACUCUGCAAGUAAAUUGCAGACGAUGAAAAAGUGGGGUAAGAGGAUUAAAUGCUUCAGGCGAGAGGAACCUUUAAGUAGUAGUUUUCUCCACAAAUUUUGGAGGUUAAUAAUUUUCAGUGUUUUGGACAAAAUGAACAAGUUGAUUCUAAAAUUGAGGAGAAUAACAAAGAAUAAAACUGGCUAAAACACUCCUGAGGAAGAAUAAUGACUUGGAGGGAAUAUGUCCUACCAGAUAAUAUAGCAAGAAUUAUUAUAAUGCUAUAAUAAUUUAAAAAGGAUGACAUUGGCUCAAGGGGUAAAUAUAUAAAACAAAGACUCAGAAACGGCCAUAUAUAAGUGGAAAAUUAUACAUAAGAGAAAUGGUAUUGCCAUCAUUGGGAACAGAACAAAUGGCAUUAAAAUUUUUUUGCCCAAUUAUUUAUUGAUAUUGAAAAUAUAGAGUUGAUCUUCUUCUCAUUUAUACAUAAAAACUAAUUCCAAAUAAAUUAAUUACAUGCGAAAAGCAAAAACUUUAUACUUUACAAAAGCAAAAGAAUAUUUCAUUACCUCAAUGUAGGGAUACAUUUAUUUAAGACAAAAGUGGGAAUUAUGAAAACAUUAAGGAUAAAUUCAAUUACAUUAAAUUAACUAUAAUAGUCAAAAAUACUGUAAGUAAUGUAGAAAAAAAAUCAACAAACUGGGAGAAGGAAUUUGCAUGGCAUACAGUCAACAAGAUAAUGAUGAUCUUAGUAUGUAAAGCACUCCUUUAAAUCAAUGAGAAAGUGACAAUGGACCAAUUAAUAAAAUGGAAAUGAGACAUGAAGAGCUAUUUCACAGAAGAGGAAACACGAAUGGUCAAAAACAUAAGAAAAUGCAGUCCAUCUCACUAGUUAUCAGGGAAAUGCAAGUUCAGAUCACAGAUAAAUACCAUUUUGCUUCUAGAUUGGUAAAAAUGAUUACAUCUUACAAAGCCAAUCUGACAGACAUGUGGAACAACAAGUAAGAGUGACUCUUACAUAGAACUAAUGCAUGUAUCCAUUGGCAUAAGCUCUGGAAAGCAAUUUGAAGUUAUUUUAUAAAUUUGACCAUAAAUUUACUCUAAAUUGACUAAGUAAUUCCACUCCUACACACACACUUAAGGAAAAAUCUUCAAUGUGUAUGUGCAAUCGUGUACAAAUCAAAAUAUGUACAAAAAUGUUCAUACAGCAAAAAACUUGAAAAAUAAAAGUAUUUUUGCCUUGACAAGAAAAGGAAAAAACAAACUGUAGUAUAUUUAUAUAACAGGUUGUUAGAGAAUAUUGAAAAUGAAUGAACUACUGUUAUGUGCAACUACAUGCAUAAAUUGUUAAAACCUAAGUUGAACCAAAAAAGGCGGGACUCCAUAGACCACGAUGUGCUAUACAGACGUGCCUCAUUUUACUGUACUUCACAGUAAUGUGCUUCACAGAUACUGCAUUUUUUUUCACAAAUUGAAAGUUUGUGGCAAUUCAGCAUCAAGCAAUAGCAUGUGCUCAGUUUGUGUCUCGGUGUCACAUUUUGAUAAUUUUUGCAAUAUCUCAAAUUUUUUCAGUAUUUUGUUACAUGUGUUAGGGUAAUCUGUGAUCAAUGAUCUUUGAUGUUCCUAUUGUAAUUGUUUUGGGGCACCACAAACCAUGCCCAUAUGACAACCAACUUAAUUGAUAAAUGUUCAGUAUGUCUGACUGCUUCACUGAUAGGCUGUUCCUCUGUUUCUCUCCCUAUUCUCAGGCCUCCAUAUUCCCUGAGACUAAACAAUAUUGAAAUUAGGCCAAUUAAUAACGCUUUCAAUGUUCAAGUGAAAGUAAGGGUCACCCAACUAUCACUUUAAAUCAAAAUCUAGAACGGAUUAAGCUUAUGGAGGAAGGCAUAUUGACUAAGAUAGGCUGAAACUAAUCCUGUUGUGCCAGACAGCCAAGAUGUCAAUGCAGAGGAAAAGUUCUUGAAGAAGGUUAAAAUUGCUACUCCAGUUCACACACAAAUGGUAAAAAAGUGAAAUAGCCUUUUUGCUGAGAUGGUGAAAGUUUGAGUGGUCUGGAUAGAAGAUCAAACCAGCCACAACAUUUCCUUAAGCCAAAGCCUAACCCAGAGCAAAGCCCCUACUCUCCUCAAUUCUAUGAAGGCUGAGAGAAAUAAGGAAGCUGCAGAAGAAAAGUUGGAAGCUAGCAAAGGUUGGUUCAUAAGGUUUAAGGGAAGAAGCCAUCUCCAUAACAUAAGAGUGCAAGGUGAAGUAGCAGGUGCUAAUGUAAAGGUGCAGCAAGUUAUUCUUAAGAUCUAGCUAAGAUAAUUGAUUAAAGUGGCUACACUGAAAAGCACAUUUUCAGUGUAGGCAAAACAACCUCCUGUUGGAAGAAAAUGCCAUCUAGGACUUUCAUAGAUAGAAAGAAGUUGAUGCCUGGCUUCACAGUUUCAAAGGACAGGCUGACUCUCUUGUUAGGGGCUAAUGCAGCUGAUGACUUUAACUGAAACCAGUGUUCAUUUAUCAUUCAGAAAAUUCUAGGUCCCUUACAAAUUGUGCUAAAUCUACUAUGUCUGUGCUCCAUAAAUGGAACAAUAAAGCCUGGAUGACAGCACAUCUGUUUACAGUAUGGUUUACUGAAUAUUGUAAGCCCACUGUUGACAGCUAAUGCUCAGGGAAAAAAAAAAAAGAUUUAUUUCAAAACAUUACUGCUCAUUGACAAUGCCCCUAGUCACCCAAGAUCUCUGAUGGAGAUGGGCAAGGAUGUGAAUGUUUUUAUCCAGCCCAUCUAUGAAUCAGGGAGUAAUUUCAGCUUUCAAGUCUUUUUUUUUUUUUUUUAAGACCGAGUCUCACUCUAUCACCCAGGCUGGAGUGCAGUGGCGCGACCUCGGCUCACUGCAACCUCUGCCUGCUGGGUUCAAAUGAUUCUCUUGCCUCAGCCUCCUGAGUAGCUGGGAUUACAGGCAUGUGCCACCAUACCCGGCUAAUUUUUGUAUUUUUAGUAGAGACGGGGUUUCACCAUGUUGGCCAGGAUGGUCUCAAACUCUUGACCUCAGGUGAUCCACCUGCCUCAACCUCCCAAAGUUCUGGGAUUACAGGUGUGAGUUACCGCACCCGGCUUCAAGUCUCAUUAUUUAAGAAAUACAGUUUAUAAGGUGAACACUCCGUAGAUAGUGAUUCCUUUGGCGAAUCUGGGAAAAAUCCAUUGCAAACCAUCUGGGAAGGAUUCAUCAUUCUAGGUGCCAUUCAGAACAUUUGUAGGUGCCUCAUUAAUGCAGUAGGUAGCAUGGUAGUCUCAUAAUCUGAAGAAACAUUCAUGAUUCAUGGGAGGAGGUCAAAAUAGCAACAUUAACAAGAGUUGGAAGAAAUUUAUUCCAACCCUUAUGGAUGACUUUGAGGGGUUCAACACCUCAAUGGAGGAAGUAACUGCGGAUGUGGUGGAAAUAGCAGGAGAAGUAGAAUUAGAAGUGGACCUGAAGAUGUGACUGAAUAACUGCCAUCUCAUGAUCGAAGUUGAAUGGAUGCAAAGUUGCUUCUUAUGGAUGAAAAAAAAAGAAUUUUGUGAAAUGAAAUCUACUCCUGGUGAACACUGUCGAAAUAGCAACAAAGAUUUUAGAAUAUUACAUAAACAUAACUCAUAAAACAGCAAUGAGGUUUGAGAGGAUUGACUCCAAUUUUGAAAGAAGUUCUAUUGUGGUUAAAAUAUUAUCAAAAAGCACAGCAUGUUACAAAGAAAUCUUUCAUGAAAGGAAGAGUCAAUAGAAGCAACAAAUUUUAUUAUUGUUUUGUUUUAAGAAAUUGCCACAGCCAUCUCAGCCUUCAGCAACCAUCACCCUGAUCAGUCAGCAGCUGUCAACAUGGAGGCAAGACCCUCCACCAGCAAAAAGAUUAUGACUUGCUAAAGGCUGAGAUGAUCGUUAGCAUUUUUUAGCAAUACAGUUUUUUGAAAUUAAGGUAGGUACAUUGUUUUUGCAGGCAUAAUGCAAUGGUACACUUAAUGGACUACAGUAUAGUGUAAGGAUAACUUUUAUAUGCACUAGGAAACCAAAAAUAUUGUGUGUCUCAUUUCAUUUUGAUAUUUGCUUUAUUACAGCAGUCUGGAACUGAACCUACAAUAUCUCUGAGGGAGGACACAUCUAUGACUAGCAGUGGCAUGUGCUCAGGAAAGAUUCCUUUUGCAAUAAAAACAACACCAGGUGCCUCUCAAAUUCUUGCCAAAACAAUUCUACAUGCAAAGAUUUUUCAAAAGACAAUGAUUGUUCUUGUUCAGACACAGCCAAUAAUUUGGACAAAGACUGUGACAACAUGAAAGACCCUUGCUUCUCCAAUCCCUGUCAAGGAAGUGCCACUUGUGUGAACACCCCAGGAGAAAGUAGUUUUCUGUGCAAAUGUCCUCCUGGGUACAGUGGGACAAUCUGUGAAACUACCAUUGGUUCCUGUGGCAAGAACUCCUGCCAACAUGGAGGUAUUUGCCAUCAGGACCCUAUUUAUCCUGUCUGCAUCUGCCCUGCUGGAUAUGCUGGAAGAUUCUGUGAGAUAGAUCACGAUGAGUGUGCUUCCAGCCCUUGCCAAAAUGGGGCCGUGUGCCAGGAUGGAAUUGAUGGUUAUUCCUGCUUCUGUGUCCCAGGAUAUCAAGGCAGACACUGCGACUUGGAAGUGGAUGAAUGUGCUUCAGAUCCCUGCAAGAACGAGGCUACAUGCCUCAAUGAAAUAGGAAGAUAUACUUGUAUCUGUCCCCACAAUUAUUCUGGUGUAAACUGUGAAUUGGAAAUUGACGAAUGUUGGUCCCAGCCUUGUUUAAAUGGUGCAACUUGUCAGGAUGCUCUGGGGGCCUAUUUCUGCGACUGUGCCCCUGGAUUCCUAGGGGAUCACUGUGAACUCAACACUGAUGAGUGUGCCAGUCAACCUUGUCUCCAUGGAGGGCUGUGUGUGGAUGGAGAAAACAGAUAUAGCUGUAACUGCACGGGUAGUGGAUUCACAGGGACACACUGUGAGACCUUGAUGCCUCUUUGUUGGUCAAAACCUUGUCACAAUAAUGCUACAUGUGAGGACAGUGUUGACAAUUACACUUGUCACUGCUGGCCUGGAUACACAGGUGCCCAGUGUGAGAUCGACAUCAAUGAAUGCAAUAGUAACCCCUGCCAGUCCAAUGGGGAAUGUGUGGAGCUGUCCUCAGAGAAACAAUAUGGACGCAUCACUGGACUGCCUUCUUCUUUCAGCUACCAUGAAGCCUCAGGUUAUGUCUGUAUCUGUCAGCCUGGAUUCACAGGAAUCCACUGCGAAGAAGACGUCAAUGAAUGUUCUUCAAACCCUUGCCAAAAUGGUGGUACUUGUGAGAACUUGCCUGGGAAUUAUACUUGCCAUUGCCCAUUUGAUAACCUUUCUAGAACUUUUUAUGGAGGAAGGGACUGUUCUGAUAUUCUCCUGGGCUGUACCCAUCAGCAAUGUCUAAAUAAUGGAAUAUGCAUCCCUCACUUCCAAGAUGGCCAGCAUGGAUUCAGCUGCCUGUGUCCAUCUGGCUACACCGGGUCCCUGUGUGAAAUCGCAACCACACUUUCAUUUGAGGGCGAUGGCUUCCUGUGGGUCAAAAGUGGCUCAGUGACAACCAAGGGCUCAGUUUGUGACAUAGCCCUCAGGUUUCAGACUGUUCAGCCAAUGGCUCUUCUACUUUUCCGAAGCAACAGGGAUGUGUUUGUGAAGCUGGAGCUGCUAAGUGGCUACAUUCACUUAUCAAUUCAGGUCAAUAAUCAGUCAAAGGUGCUUCUGUUCAUUUCCCACAACACCAGCGAUGGAGAGUGGCAUUUCGUGGAGGUAAUAUUUGCAGAGGCUGUGACCCUUACCUUAAUCGACGACUCCUGUAAGGAGAAAUGCAUCGCGAAAGCUCCUUCUCCACUUGAAAGUGAUCAAUCAAUAUGUGCUUUUCAGAACUCCUUUUUGGGUGGUUUACCAGUGGGAAUGACCAGCAAUGGUGUUGCUCUGCUUAACUUCUAUAAUAUACCAUCCACACCUUCGUUUGUAGGCUGUCUCCAAGACAUUAAAAUUGAUUGGAAUCACAUUACCCUGGAGAACAUCUCGUCUGGCUCAUCAUUAAAUGUCAAGGCAGGCUGUGUGAGAAAGGAUUGGUGUGAAAGCCAACCUUGUCAAAGCAGAGGACGCUGCAUCAACUUGUGGCUGAGUUACCAGUGUGACUGCCACAGGCCCUAUAAAGGCCCCAACUGUCUGAGAGAGUAUGUGGCAGGCAGAUUUGGCCAGGACGACUCCACUGGUUAUGUCAUCUUUACUCUUGAUGAGAGCUAUGGAGACACCAUCAGCCUCUCCAUGUUUGUCCGAACGCUUCAACCAUCAGGCUUACUUCUAGCUUUGGAAAACAGCACUUAUCAAUAUAUCCGUGUCUGGCUAGAGCGUGGCAGACUAGCAAUGCUGACUCCAAACUCUCCCAAAUUAGUAGUAAAAUUUGUUCUUAAUGAUGGAAAUGUCCACUUGAUAUCUUUGAAAAUCAAGCCAAAUAAAAUUGAACUGUAUCAGUCUUCACAAAACCUAGGAUUUAUUUCUGCUUCUACAUGGAAAAUCGAAAAGGGAGAUGUCAUCUACAUUGGUGGCCUACCUGACAAGCAAGGGACUGAACUUAAUGGUGGAUAUUUCAAAGGCUGUAUCCAAGAUGUAAGACUAAACAACCAAAAUCUGGAAUUCUUUCCAAAUCCAACAAACAAUGCAUCUCUCAAUCCAGUUCUUGUCAAUGUAACCCAAGGCUGUCCUGGAGACAACAGCUGCAAGAGGCAGACCAAUGUGGGAAGGGCACUCACUGAGUUGGGAUCCAGAGGACCUAGGUACCAAGUUUCACUGUUUCGCUUCUGUGUAGGAUCUUGGGCAACUGGAAACACCUUCUUUUUAUCAUCUAUAAAACCAGGAUCCAACCCCUGUCACAAUGGAGGUGUUUGCCAUUCCUGGUGGGAUGACUUCUCCUGUUCCUGUCCUGCCCACACAAGUGGGAAAGCCUGUGAGGAGGUUCAGUGGUGUGGAUUCAGCCCAUGUCCUCGCGGAGCCCAGUGCCAGCCGGUGCUUCAAGGAUUUGAAUGUAUUGCAAAUGCUGUUUUUAAUGGACAAAGCAGUCAAAUAUUAUUCAGAAGCAAUGGGAAUAUUACCAGAGAACUCACCAAUAUCACAUUUGGUUUCAGAACAAGGGAUGCAAACGUAAUAAUAUUGCAUGCAGAAAAAGAGCCUGAAUUUCUUAAUAUUAGCAUUCAAGAUUCCAGAUUAUUCUUUCAAUUGCAAAGUGGCAACAGCUUUUAUACGCUAAGUCUGACAAGUUUGCAGUCAGUGAAUGAUGGCACCUGGCACGAAGUGACCCUUUCCAUGACAGACCCACUGUCCCAGACCUCCAGGUGGCAAAUGGAAGUGGACAACGAAACACCUUUUGUGACCAGCACAAUUGCUACUGGAAGCCUCAACUUUUUGAAGGAUAAUACAGAUAUUUAUGUGGGAGACAGAGCUAUUGACAAUAUAAAGGGCCUGCAAGGGUGUCUAAGUACAAUAGAAAUCGGAGGCAUUUAUCUCUCUUACUUUGAAAAUGUUCAUGGUUUCAUUAAUAAACCUCAGGAAGAGCAAUUUCUCAAAAUCUCUACCAAUUCAGUGGUCACUGGCUGUUUGCAGUUAAAUGUCUGCAACUCCAACCCCUGUUUGCAUGGAGGAAACUGUGAAGACAUCUAUAGCUCUUAUCAUUGCUCCUGUCCCUUGGGAUGGUCAGGGAAACACUGUGAACUCAACAUCGAUGAAUGCUUUUCAAACCCCUGUAUCCAUGGCAACUGCUCUGACAGAGUUGCAGCCUACCACUGCACAUGUGAGCCUGGAUACACUGGUGUGAACUGUGAAGUGGAUAUAGACAACUGCCAGAGUCACCAGUGUGCAAAUGGAGCCACCUGCAUUAGUCAUACUAAUGGCUAUUCUUGCCUCUGUUUUGGAAAUUUUACAGGAAAAUUUUGCAGACAGAGCAGAUUACCCUCAACAGUCUGUGGGAAUGAGAAGACAAAUCUCACUUGCUACAAUGGAGGCAACUGCACAGAGUUCCAGGCUGAAUUAAAAUGUAUGUGCCGGCCAGGUUUUACUGGAGAAUGGUGUGAAAAGGACAUUGAUGAGUGUGCCUCUGAUCCGUGUGUCAAUGGAGGUCUGUGCCAGGACUUACUCAACAAAUUCCAGUGCCUCUGUGAUGUUGCCUUUGCUGGCGAGCGCUGCGAGGUGGACUUGGCAGAUGACUUGAUCUCCGACAUUUUCACCACUAUUGGCUCAGUGACCAUCGCCUUGUUACUGAUCCUAUUGCUGGCCAUUGUUGCUUCUGUUGUCACCUCCAACAAAAGGGCAACUCAGGGAACCUACAGCCCCAGCCGUCAGGAGAAGGAGGGCUCCCGAGUGGAAAUGUGGAACUUGAUGCCAGCCCCUGCAAUGGAGAGACUGAUUUAGGAGCAUUGUGUCCCUUCGAGAUGGGGAUCCACACACUGUGAAUGUGAUGACUGUACUUCAGGUAUCUCUGACAUACCUGACAAUGUUAAUCUGCAACUGGGAUUACACUGGAACUACAGGAAUGAUUCCUUUGACCACCUUAAAAACUUUCACAGUGGUUCCGCUCGACACCAUUGUUUUAUUAUAUUAUAUCAGCCAAUUGCAAGAAAAGUCUGUGCCAGUAAUUUCAGCCUUAUAAUUAGCAAAAACAUCUUCCAGAGAAUAAAGUCUUCUGUGGCUUUAGUGGCUAUCACUGAAACUCUUUCCUCUUUUCAACCUGGGAACAAAUUUUAGUUUUCAUUUUAGGUUUCUGUACUUUCUGUAGUUUCUGUGUAAACUGCCAUAUGUUUACACGGAAACUACAGGAAAAAAUUGGCUACAUUUCUCACUUCUCCUAUCAUGUGGUCAAAGAUAUUGUUGUAUACCAGCGAUGGGAUGUGUACUUUUGUCCUUCAUUCAUGGAUUCAGAGAAAGCUCUGGGAAUGACUUAUGGUUCAAAAAAGUGACCCAAUGGCAACAAAUAAAAAUUGAAAUGCA